ACAGGAUCGAGGUAGAAGCAAAACCGAGAGGGGACGGAGGUUCUCUGUGGUGUCGGUGGAUGCAUUAUUUGAGAUUCGAGGUUGGAUUUCGCGGGUGCAGAAAACCUCGAAUUUACACAAUUUUGUUUUUAGCUCGUAGACGAUUUAAUCACGUGUUAAGAUGUAAUCGAAAAGAGCCAAAAUUUCGUGAGUGUUUUUCAACACGUACCGGAUGAAGAACAACGAACAAAGAGAUUUAGUAUCAGUGCAUUGAUGUUUUUUAUCGUUUGUUUUUUCAUUGAAAUGCAUUUUUUUUAGUGAAAAAGUUAAGGUUUUGUGUGUACAUAGUGUUAAUAAACUUAUUCAAAUCAAGAAAAAGAAAAACAUCGAGAAUCUCAGAAGACUGAACAAUCAAACUUCAAUCCUUAUGACGAGGUCUUGGACACCGACUGAUCAGAUUUUCAUCCAUUGCUCCGACGAGCGAGAACGACGCGAUAAAAAGGCGUCCCGUCGAGGAAACCCGCCUCGAAGAUUUACCCGGAGAUCCGACGAUCAAACACGACAAUUUAUAGACACCACGAACGGGCGCGGAUCCCAGAGCGAUUAAACUCCGGUGAUUUCGAGCGUGGCUUCGAGGAGGCGACGACCUUCCUCCACGGCUGUUUAAACACCAGUGAAGAAUGCCAUGCCGAAGGCUGACGACAGAAACAAGAGAAUCUCGAGCGCGAAUUUUCGCAUCGAGAUCGACGAGGACGAGGAAGAAGAGAACGACGACGGACCGGUCUCUUCUCGGUCGAUUCGAGGCCCCGAUGAGCCCCCGAACCCCUCGGAAACUCGCGUCCCCCGACACGAAAUCGAUGAACCGAGGCGCGACGAGAGCUCUCACGAUUCGUUGAGCGAGACCGCCUCGCUCGUCGACGAUGCUCACGAGGAGAAUAGUUUUUUGGAAAAGGAUCGAAUUGCCGGAGAAAUAUCCACCCUGAACAGGGACGGAGGAUCCUCGGUGUUCGAGUCCGAGAGCUCGAGCAGCGAAAAGAUCGUUUCUCGCAAAGCGAGCGAGGACACGCUCCUGAUAAAGUUGCCGUGCAUCAGCAUGAAGCAGCGCGGGCUUGGUUCCGCUCCGAAUAAAUCUCACGACGAGUUGACCAUAUCGAGAUUCGUCUUCCCGACGAGCGAUUAUUCCGGCGGGAGAAAGUACCUCGAGAUCCCUAAAAUUCCAGAGGCCCGUUACCGCGUCUCGGACGUGACGGUGCCCCGCGUGCUCCCCGAGGCGGAUGGGCCGUCGAAAAAGGGCAGAAAACCGGUGCUCGAACAAUCGAUUUUCUUCAAAGAAUCGAUCUCGAGUCCGGACUUUUUGAGCUCGAGUGAUUCCCCCCAGGUUUGCUGCGGAGUCGGCGACGCGAACGGCGUGAAAAGGGGCUUCGUGGAGGCGCGGGAAACUCGUACCGCCGCGGCGAGUCCCGCGCUCCUCGUCAACAAGAAUCUCCGAAAAUGCAGCGUCACGAACGCCGCGAUCGGCUCGAGCAUCGCGACCAGCUUGAUCGGCAUUUCGGAUGGCGCCUCCCGGUCGAUUCCCCCCAACGAUUCGGCCGUCGCCAACGACGCGAACGGCCGGAGCGCCACCCCCAGCAGCCUUUCAAUCUGCUCGACGAACCUCAGCGACGACCUCAACGCCGACGACUCCCACGCUCGUCUUCCAAACCUCCGAAGAAAAUCGCGGCUCCCUUUCCUUCGCUUACACUUGCCGCAACCACACUCGUGGUCGAACGUAGCAACCGCCACGGAAAAUUACGACGCCGAUAAAUCCGAGAGACACGACCACCAGAAUCAUCACUCCAAUCAACAAAAUCAUCAUCAUCAUCAUCACUCCUCGCUCGGCGUACAUUUCCCACACAUCCACGUGCCGAGCUUCACCUUCACCGGCGUCGGGACCGAGGGCACGGGUCGAAAAUUCAACUUCGGCAUUAGAAGGCACUCCCAGAUGACUCUCCAUCGGACGGACUCGAUGGUUUCACUCUGCUAUCGACCCCUCGCCAGCUACGUAGCCGACGACAAUCUCGCUGGUUUACAAAACUUCCUUGAAAACAAAAGGAUACAAAUUGACGACAGGGACGAGAAUGGUGGCACCGUGCUCAUACUCGCUGCAUCCAAAGGGAAAAUACACUUCGUCAGAGAACUCAUCAAUCACGGUGCUGACGUCAAUGCCGAAGAUGGAGACAAUUGGAGUGCUCUGCUCUGCGCAGCCAAAGAAGGGCACACGGACGUUUGCGUCGAACUCUUGGAACACGGAGCCCAUUUGGAGCACCGCGACGUGGGCGGUUGGACAGCGCUCAUGUGGGCCACGUACAAAGGUCACACAGCCACGGUGACCACGCUUCUGUCCCGAGGUGCGGAUGUAAAUGCUCAUGGAAAUUAUCACAUAUCGUCCUUGUUGUGGGCUGCUGGCCGUGGACACGCCGAAAUAGUCAAAGCUCUAAUCGCCCACGGUGCCAAAGUCAAUGUUGGUGAUAAGUAUGGCACGACAGCCCUUGUUUGGGCAGCGAGAAAGGGCAACGUCGAAAUCGUCGACGCUCUUCUCAAAGCUGGUGCCAACGUCGACACCGCUGGCAUGUACUCCUGGACUCCACUGAUCGUAGCGACUCUCGGCAACCACGUUGACGUUGUCAUUUUGUUGUUGGAGCACAAACCAAAUGUUAAUGCUCUCGAUAAGGACGGCUGCACAGCUCUGGCGAUAGCUGCUCGCGAAGGUUAUCACGAAAUCACUAAUGCUCUCUUGAACGCCGGCGCUUACAUCAACAUUCAAGAUCGGGCUGGCGAUACGAAUCUUAUUCACGCGGUCAAGGGUGGACACCGUUCCGUUGUCGAGGCGCUUCUCAAAAAAUAUGUCGAUGUCGAUAUCGCUGGAAAGGACAAAAAAACCGCCAUUUACAUUGCCGUUGAAAAAGGAAAUAUCCCGAUACUGAAACUGUUACUGAACGCCAAUCCGGAUCUGGAAAUAGCAACGAAAGACGGUGACACACCCUUGUUGAGGGCAGUGAGAUCGAGGAAUGCAGAAAUUGUACAAUUACUUUUGGACAAAAAAGCCAAAGUCUCGGCCACCGAUAAAAAAGGCGACACCGUAUUGCACGUAGCGAUGAGAGCGAGAUCGAAGGGCAUCGUUGAAAUACUUUUAAGGAACCCGAAAAAUAGUCAAUUGCUUUAUCGCCCCAAUAGACAAGGCGAGACACCCUACAACAUUGAUUUCAAACAUCCCAAAACCAUUUUGGGACAAAUAUUUGGAGCUCGUCGGCUCAACACGAACGAGGACAAUGAGAACAUGUUGGGAUAUGAUUUAUACAGUAGUGCACUAGCAGAUAUUUUGAGCGAACCGUCUUUGUCGACUCCGAUAACCGUUGGACUUUAUGCGAAAUGGGGCUCUGGAAAAUCCUUCCUAUUGAACAAAUUACGAGAGGAAAUGAAAAAUUUUGCUCGGCAAUGGAUGGAUCCAGUGUUCCAAUUUUCGUCUCUGUUGUUCGUCGUAACUGCUCACGUUUCUCUGUUGAUCGGAGUGACGGUAGGACUAGCGCUGCAAUCUUGGAUAAUUGGCGUUGCUUCGGGUGUGGCAAUAAUUAGCAUUGUGUACAUAUUCCUCUUCAUCGUCUGGUACGCAAACAAAAGAUACGAUUGGUACUGGCCGUACAAUUUCACCGUAGCAUUAACGACAAAACUAAAUUCUUUGAAGCUGUUGCUUCAAGUGAUAUUCUGCCACCCGCCAACCGGCGUGGUCAACGACGGUUUAACGAUCCAACCGAUCAAAUUUUAUUUCACCGAUCAAACUCGAGUCGGUACAACUUCGGCGGGUGAAAAUGCCGUGGCACAGAUGGUCGGCUCGCUUUACGAUUCGAUUGAAAAUGAUUUCGGAUCUUUCGCGACGCGUCUCUAUCGGGCUUUCAAACCGAAACCAGUUAAAUCGACGACUUCGUGGACUUGGCGACAAGUUUGUUGCUUGCCGUACAUCGUAAUUUUUGAAUUUUGCUUUUGCAGCUUCCUCGUUGGUGUUUCCGUACUGACGCUUUACCUCACCGAUUUACAAAACCCGAUACUGGAGCCCGUUACUGCACACGUUAUCAUGAUAGCGGUUUUGCUACAGUUGGCAUUCAGCCUCAUAGCAAAUUUGUACACUUGGAGUCGGACUAUUAAAGCAAUUGUUUUCUCGCAGCGUAGACAUCUGCAACGCAGCAUUUCGAAACUUGAGACAGUCAAGAGCGAAGGUUUUAUACAAACGCUGAAGAGCGAAGUCAAUUUAAUGACAGAAAUGGUCAAAUGUCUGGACAGUUUUACCUCGCAACAGAGCAGAUUAGUGGUAAUCGUCGAUGGGCUCGACAGUUGUGAGCAGGACAAAGUGUUACUGGUGCUCGAUGCAAUGCAAGCUCUGUUCAGCGACAACAAUUGUCCAUUCGUCGUAAUUUUGGCGAUAGAUCCGCACAUAAUUUCCAGGGCAGUUGAGGUGAACAGUCGUCGUCUUUUUUCCGAGUCAAACAUCGGUGGCCACGAUUACCUGAGGAAUAUGGUACAUUUGCCAUUUUAUUUGCAAAACAGUGGAUUACGAAAGGUCAAGGUUGCCCAGCAGACUGCUCAACACGGUAAAAAAACGACCUGGAACGAGGCCGAGGAGAGUGUGAAUUAUACGACGUCGAACGCGAUGCAUCACUCGGUGUCGAACAGAAGAUUGAGCACCGAGUCGAGUGUGAUGAAUAGCAAUGAAAAAUUAAAACCGCCGAGUAGAAAAGGCAGCAGGAAAUUGAGACUCAGCGAAUCGAUCGCCAGCAGCAUAGGCAGCAAUUUGAACAGAUUAGGGGGUGCUCAAGAUUUAAACAAAAUGCUCCUCACUGACGAUUAUUUCAGCGACGUCAAUCCACGCAGUAUGAGACGUCUCAUGAACGUCGUUUACGUUACUGGUCGCUUGUUAAAAGCAUUCCAAAUUGAUUUCAACUGGUAUCAUCUCGCCAGUUGGAUCAAUAUUACCGAGCAAUGGCCAUUCAGGACCUCUUGGCUUAUUCUGCAUUACGACAUGUACGAAGAAAGUCUCGACGAUUCUACGUCCCUGAAAAACCUCUACGACAAAGUUCGUCCUAAAAUUCCCGUUCUCAAAGACGUUCAACCGCUCUUAGAAAUGGACAGGGAUGAACGGAAACUCGACGUCUUUCUCACGUUUCAUCGUUCGAGUCUUCUCGUCAGCGAUAUGAAAAUUUUCCUCCCGUUCACCAUCAAUCUCGACCCUUAUAUAAAGAAAAAAAUCAAAGAGGAACAACAGAGUAUGAAGGAGGAUUAUCACUUUUCUACGUACAAAUCAGGACCGUCCUGGCAUCACCAACAACAACAACAACAACAACAACACCAUUACCCUGGUGCCGGUGACCAAAUGAACUACAGACACAAUGGAAAGCCUAAACUUUCGAGAAACCCGAGCUUGCAGAAUCAAAAUAGCCAAGUUGUUACGCCACCGGGAUGGCCUUUUCAAGCCUCGUAUCCGUGGCAACCGCCCAUGUGGAUGCCUCCCCCGGAACCUAUGCCAAAACCUCUUUCAGCAACCACAUCGAUACCGAUGGAAAUUUUGGACACGAGACUGACGAAUCUGAGCGUCAAUGGAGUUUGCGAACUUGUAGAAAAAAUCGAAGAUCUCAACCCCAACAAAAUUGAAGACUACAAAAGUCUCAUUAGAGAAAAUAAUAUUAAUGGAAGAGUUUUGCUUCACUGUACUUUACAAGACUUGAAGGAGGUAUUGAAAAUGGGAUUCGGUGACUGGGAGCUCUUCAGGAUGGUGAUCGUUUCUUUAAGAGAACUAGAAUUGUCGAAUUUCACAAUGAACGAUGAAGGAUCUCGUAGUGUUAGAUUUUCCGUAGGACACGAUCAAAUAGCGCGUAAGGAACACACGACACAGGGUAACGUAUCACGAGUGCCGAGUCACGUCGAGAAAGAGAAAACAACCUCGAGAACCGACGGUCCAGCAAGACGUGAUCAAACAAAGCAAUCUAUUAUGGAAAAACAGUUCCAGGUGACACUGGAGGAACAAAUGAUUUGCGGAGCGUUGCAAACUCUUAACGAAGAAGCUUGUGAGGAUGUUUUGGAUGUGCCAUCGUCAACUGUACCCUCGACGACAGACUCACUGCCAGGCGAACGUUCGAGAUCUCACAGCAGCACAGCCCCGGACACGGACUACGUUUUAUUACAAUCAUCGCCGAUUUAUCAUUGGGUUCCAGUGCAUGACGAGCCGGAAGACUCGGACGACAGUUCGUUGAAUUCGGUGACGGAAUUACGCCGAACGAAUUCGCAGCGAAGUGUGACGUCGCAGCGUAGUACGAGAUCGAAUUAUUCUCACACGGUGCGCUUACCUAAAAAGCGAUUGAACAGCGUUGGCGCAAGACCGACGUCGCUCCUCGUGUCACCACCGCCGUCACCGAGACCAGCGUAUCGUUCAAAAUCAACGGACGAUUAUACCUCAGUUCCGAACAAAGUAAACGCCCCGGAACCUCUGAAUGUUGGGCGUUCGAUUCCGACGUCGAUUGGGGACGAAUUUUCCAGUUCCGUGCCACCUGGAUCAACAAAGAGUAUGGAAAAAUUAGCAAAAUUAAAGGAACGCUUCAACGCGGCGACGAAAAAUUCAACUUCAAAAUGUUGCGAGUUCAGUGACGAAGACGACGAUGAAUCGACUCCUCUCGUUUCCGAAAUUUCAACGCCAUCCCAUUCGCACUCCGAUAGUGUUUUCGCCCACGGUCCAAGUCACGAAGAAACCAGCGAUUUUUCACCCAUUUCUAAUCGAAGUGCUCCACAAGGCGGUGAAAGAUCCAUCCAUUUGGAUUUUUACGAUACAGUUAGCCUCGUCGUACGCGAAGAUCCCAACGAAUGUGCUCUCUCACGACAAAACGCCGAAGACUGGGAAAAUCCAGAAACUCCCGUGUAGAUUUGAAGCAUAUUUUUUCUUUCCCCUUCUCACAAUCACCUCGAACUGAAAGAAAAUCAACGAGAUAAACAUUUCUUUAUUGACGAAUGUAUAAAAGACGCAUUUAACGAGCUGGCUGACAAUGCCAUCGAGAUUAGAUAAGAUAAAACACGACAUUAUAUAUAUACGCAUAUAUUUUUGUGGCUUUAAAAUAUACGUAUUAACACGUACACGUGGCUCUACGAGUUUCUGGAGCCAACGCAAUUCUUUUCGAGUACGUUAUAUCAGGAAAAACACCUGACACCAAUUUUCAGGCCUCUUGGAGUUCUUUCUUCAUUCUUUUCCAAUACAAACUUAUCUAAAAGCGAUAAAAAGAAAGCGAGUGACAGUGAAUUUGAAACGAAGAUCUAUGAAAAUAUUUUUGUCAAAAAUUCGUACGUAUUAAGUGAUUUUAGUCACAAUUUUUUGGUCAUUGUUAUUUUUUUUUCACCAUGGUUUUAGGAAAAUAUGUGUCAGCUUUCAUCAUUUGGAAACUUGUAGAAUGAGAUAAGCAUUGAUAAUGUUUGCUCGUUUCUCUUCUCACUUUGUAUGCUGUUGCUCGACGAAAUUGAAAAGCAAUAAGAAUUGGUGCAAAGUUUUCUGCCUCGAGAAUUGUAUUAUAUAAAUCUGCGUUAACGGCCGUGUAAAUAAUUAUUGUUUCAGGUGCUUUAUGAAUUAAGACGAGACGAAAAAUAAGAACUGAAAAGGAGACAAAUGCACUUUCCAUUUGAUCCUGCGUUGACUCGUCUUAUCGGAGUAUCGCGCAAAAUAACUCAACAUUUUUCAAAUUACAUUUGAAGUAGGCAAAUGUGAACGAAAAAUAAAGAAAGAGUCAAAUCGAGCCAUAUUUUUUUAUCAACUUUCUUUUUUUUUUAUCUUUUUCCAUUAAUAUUCACACAACAGUUCAAGUUUAAACAGUGAAGGAUUGUAUUUUGUCGCAAAUUAGUUAAUAGCAAAUUUUUUCAGUGAUCGUAGAAGUUUAAGCAAUAAAAACACAAUUUAAUUUUGCACGAAUUAUUGUAACUAAGAAGAGCGUGCCUAACUAAGAAUUGCGAAUUUACAAAUUUCUUUGCAUUGUUGUAUACUAUAUAUGUACAUAUUAUAUGUAUAUAUAUUCGUACUAUGUGAAUUUACCUUGUAAGUUCAUUUUGUCAUGAGCAUUGCGUAAGAUGAUGGAAUUUUGUGAUACUAUUGUAUCACAAUAAAAAUUGGCGUGCCUUAAAAUAAAAUAAAAGCCAUCGAUUUCAUCGAA
Molecule: messenger RNA, 8189 nt
Organism: Venturia canescens
Lineage: Eukaryota; Metazoa; Arthropoda; Insecta; Hymenoptera; Ichneumonidae
Gene: Arms
Product: Ankyrin repeat-rich membrane spanning
Exons: 23
Coding region: 665-6919 (2084 amino acids)
Molecular function (GO): PDZ domain binding; protein kinase regulator activity
Source: RefSeq, a predicted model, not a curated record